Molecule: messenger RNA, 1236 nt
Organism: Dreissena polymorpha
Lineage: Eukaryota; Metazoa; Mollusca; Bivalvia; Myida; Dreissenidae
Product: complement C1q tumor necrosis factor-related protein 4-like
Exons: 2
Coding region: 139-960 (273 amino acids)
Molecular function (GO): protein binding
Source: RefSeq, a predicted model, not a curated record
ACAAAAAGGGAAAAACCAGAAAUACAAUAAUACCAACCAAACUCAUGCUGUCACCUUUAAUGACAUAAUGAAGAGUGUAUUUAUUCGAAAGCCGGAGCGGCUGUGUGUGCAUGGAAGGGAAGCAAACACUCAGCAAAGAUGGAAUACUCUAAAUCAAUCGCUCACAUUGUGAUUUUGUUCUUUCUCUUUGGGACCCUAAAAGCAUCUGAACCAAGGUGUUUAUCGCGUUUUGACUACGACGAGAAAAUGCUUUUAAAGAUACUGAGAUUUGAAGACGUCCUUGAGAAGUUUGACAAGAAGAUUACCGACAUUAUAGAUACGUUGGACGCUAACGAACGAAAGAGGAACAGCAAAGCAAUGGAGGCAGUUGAUGAAGCAAAACUGAAGAUAAAUCAGGUUAUUGAAAAAAUAAAACAAAACUCUUCAUUUUUGCUAAUUAAUGACUCAACUACACUUCAAACGCAGUUGCAAGAAGUAGAAACUCUAAAGGCUAAGAUUACAGAAGAACUUGACCAGCAACGGAGCGCCAUUGGGUUGAACAGAAAAGAAAAUGCUGCUAGAGCGUUCACAGCCUAUGGUCCGGUAGAUUCUCCUUUUCGAUUUAGCACCUUCGUCACCAACAUUGGUGGCCACUAUAAUCAGUCUACAGGACUGUUCACUUGCACUGUUCCUGGACUGUACUAUUUCACUUUCCAUUUGGUGAAGAAGCGAUCGAAUUCAGCAGAUGCGUGUGGCUGUAGCCUCGGCAAAAACCUUCAGUCUGUUGGAAUAAAGGCGUUCAUAGACCCCCAAGAUCGUUCAGGGGAUACAGUUGGUGCAGACGCUGGUAGCUAUGGUGUGAGCAAUGGGGCUUACCUUCACCUUAUCACAGGUGACACUGUCCAAUUGGUAGACUGUUCAACGUCAGACAAGUUUGAGAGCUGGUCCUCGUUCAGCGGGGUUCUUAUCAAUGCCGAUUAGCUUUUUGCCUUUGACAGUUAUAUUGAGGUAUUGAAUGAAUCGUAGAUUACUACGGAUAAAUCAUACACAAUUCGUAUUAUGGCAUAGAUACUAAACUCACUGAGCCGCACAUUGUGUGUGAAAAAAAGCGAUGUAAUGACUUCUUAAACGUGUUGUGUAUUUUCAAACGGAUAUUCUGAACAUAAACCAGCAACAAGUUGUGUUUUGGAAAAUAUCAAAUCACAGACCUUUGAUUGUUUGUGCUAAGUAGCAAUAUAUAUAUAUCGACUUCUAUAA